Molecule: messenger RNA, 1910 nt
Organism: Hemibagrus wyckioides
Lineage: Eukaryota; Metazoa; Chordata; Actinopteri; Siluriformes; Bagridae
Product: leucine-rich melanocyte differentiation-associated protein
Exons: 5
Coding region: 179-760 (193 amino acids)
Molecular function (GO): protein binding
Source: RefSeq, a predicted model, not a curated record
UGUGAUCCUGACUCCAGACAUGAAAGAAGGCCUUUAUGCGUAUAAAGAAGACAUUCAGCACACACACACUCAGGCAUUGUCUCAAUACACAACCUACUGAGGAACCCGGCUUACAUCGAGUGUCAUGCCUGGUCUGGUCAGCUGAUCAGUGUUUACUAUGUGACCGGGGGCUGAGCGUAUGGAGGUGUGUGAGAGUAGUGUACUGGAGCCAGGGGCCCCAGGGAGCUCUAUUGUAGAGCCAGGGCUGAAGAGGCUCUCCUUUGCAUACCAGAGCCUGCAGGAGAUUCCUUAUGAUGUCAUUCUCAAACAACGGGACACCCUAGAGGUCCUGGACCUCAGUUAUAACCUGCUGGAUGACCCAGCUCUUCUGGGGGAACUGGACAAGCUGAGUACUCUCAUCCUGGAUGGCAACAACUACAGCACUCAUGUCAAGUUCCCCUACAUGCCAAGUCUCACUACACUGUGGAUCAACAAGAACAAAAUAAGCAACCUUCCCAUUAUAGUUGAAGAGAUACGUUGCAAGUUUCCCAAUAUCAAGAUACUUAGUAUGAUGAACAAUGAGGCAGCACCCAGUUACUUUAAUGGAGGCAGCCUGACCCAGUACAUUGAUUACAGGCAGUAUGUUAUCAGUCAGAUCCCCAGUCUGGAAGUGCUGGAUGACACAGAGGUGCAGGAGAAAGAGAGAGCACAGGCCAGGAAGACUUACAGGAUGCAGAAGAGCAGAGAUGGUAGUAAAAGGAGGAAGGAGCUCCAUCGCUGACAGUUUCUUCAUCUAGCUGAUACUACUGUGCUCUACGACAAGCUUGACCUGUUCCUUUAUUGUUACCAAGAACUACCCAUGCAGAUAAACAUGAACUAGCUCACAGCUGCAUGGUGGUGAUAUGGAAUGACACUAAAUCUAAACAGAUACAAAUGCAUGAUAACUGGUUUUACACUUGUACUGUUUCUCUCUUUCUUUUCUAUAAUGAAUGUUGAACAGUAUGAACAAGUACAAGUAUAAAGCAUAUAUAUAUACAGUUUGGGGAUGGCCCCCUUCCUGACUUCAACCCUACAGAACAGGUUUGGGAUGAAUCAGAGCGGAGGCUUUGAGCCAUUCCAAAACUGGGACGUCUGCCUUUACAUGCACAUGAACUUAAUAUGGAGUUGGCCCGCCCUUUGCAGCUAUAACAGCUUCAACUCUUCUGGGAAAGCUUUCCACAAGGUUUAGGAGUGUGUUUAUGGGAAUUUUUGACCAUUCCUCUAGAAGAGCAUUUGUGAGGUCAAGCACUGAUGUUGGACAAGAAGGUCUGGCUCGAGAGUCUCUCAAAUUCAUCCCAAAGAUCUUCUAUAAAGUUGUGGUCAGGACUUUGUGCAGGCCAGUCAAGUUCAUCCACACCAAACUCUCUCAUUCAUGUCUUGAUGGACCUUGCUUUGUGCACUGGUGUGCAGUCAUGUGGGAACAGGAAGGGGUCAUCCCCAAACUGUUCCCACAAAGUUGGGAGCAUGAAAUUGUCCAUAAUGUCUUGGAGUUCCUUUUACUGGAACUCUAAAUGCAUACAAUAAAAUUUGGAACUUAUAUUGAUGUUUUUUUUUUAUUGAAAACAUUUUAAGCAAUAGCCCACUUUUUAGUAUUUUUGUUUUUUUGGCGAUGAAGAAAUGAAUAAAAUAGGCCUUCUAUGCAUUUACUUAUUGCUGUUUUCUGUUGUCACAUGUUGAUUUCUUCAUUUAAUCUACUGUUUCUUCUUGUACAGUAUAACUUACUUGAUUCCUCCAACCGAACAAGAGAGGGUUUAUUUUAUUUAUAGGUUUCAAUGUGUAUUCUAAAAAAGACCAUUUAGGCGCAACAUGCAAUCAAAUAGGCGUAAAACUAAUUACUUUGGUCCUCGCUGACAAAGAGCUGAAUCAUUACCGUAUUAACGUUUAGCAGGAUU